Leishmania braziliensis MHOM/BR/75/M2904 is the source of this 1848-nucleotide messenger RNA. Lineage: Eukaryota; Euglenozoa; Kinetoplastea; Trypanosomatida; Trypanosomatidae. The record is from the annotation of a RefSeq genome assembly.
ACCACGAGGCGGUACAUCACUCACGCGCAUGUCCAUGGAGGCCUGUGUGGUGGCGUGCGAGCACGACACAGAGUCUUUACAUCAACGCGGCAAGCAUGUAGCAGAAAAGGCGCUGCGAAGCGUGUAUGCUCCUACGCCGUGUAUUUACACUCACGUGAACCUUCUCCCCUCUUCUCUCCUCCUCUAACCCCCCCCCUACCACUACAUCCUGCCCCCCUCCCUCCCCCUCCACACACACACACACACACGUCGCUCAAGUCCUUAAGCUACCCCCCCCCCCCCGACCCCCUGGACCUCACGUCCUUCUUCACUUCCUACCCGCAGAUUGGCGUGACCCUCGCGCACCUUUCACACACGCACGGCGCAGCCGUCCCCUAUUACCAGGCGGCGGGCAGGGCUCGCAAGUGGUAGCCAAUGACCGCGGGCGAGUUCUAUGUGUACGUCGUCGCGUUCAUGUGCGGCGUGUCCAUGAUGAUGCCCACCAAUGCCAUCUUCUCCGCGCCUGGAUACAUUAUGACGUACUACCGCUACGCCAUGCACGACCCGGACGCGGUUCCGCGGCAUGCGAACUUCUGGAACAACGUCAUGACCUACUACAACAUCAUUAGUCUCUCGACAAGCCUGGUCAUAGAGCCGCUGACGCUGCUCAGCUGGUUCCGCCGCAUCCCGAUUAAGACGCGUCUGUUCAGUGGCCUGCUCAUCCUCAUCAUGGAGGUUAUCGUGUUGAUGGUGGUGCCUGUACGUGGCACCAAUGAGGCUGGUGCGGUGGCAACGCUCUGCUGCAGCGGCUUCAUUGGCGGCCUCGGCAAGAGCAUCUUCGAUCUCACGACGUACGCCAUGUUUAGUGCCUUCCCCUCGAGCUUCACGUUGAUCAUGAUGGGUGGGGUCGGCGUUUCUGGCGUCUUGACCUCGCUGCUGCAGAUCGUCGUAAAGGGUGUGCUGCCGGACACGUACGAGGGCGUGGAAAAGCAGUCAAAGCUCUACUACGGCCUGGACUUGGGUAUCCACGCCGCAACCUUUGUUGCGUUGUUUCUGCUCCGCUACAACAGCUUCGCUAAGAGCCACUUCGGUGAUCUCGGUAGUGCAAAGAGCAAGACGGGCACCGGCAGCCUGGGGACAGUGCUCCACAGACCCUACGAGCACCUGGAUGAGGAGGAGAGUCACAAGUCUUCGGUGAGCAGGGAGCCGGCCACGGAUGAGCUGCAAAUGUCCUCCGCCAAGUCAGAGGGCUCGGCUACAGAGCAGAACAGACUCGACGAAUACCUGGAUGGGGCGAGAAAGGAUAGGUGGCCGAGUGAGGGGGGACGCCCGAAGAGCAACGAGAUGCUCGUGGCCACCGCCAUCGUCAGCACGCUGCGCUGUAUCAAGUGGAUGUUCGUCGCCUGCGGCUUUGAUUUCCUGAUCACGAUGUUCCUGUUCCCCAGUAUCGCCGUUAGCGCGUUCCCGAACUCGAAGUGGUUUGCAACAAUCGCUGUGCUCAUCUUCAAUGUGUUCGAUAUGCUCGGCCUCUUCUCACCGUCGCUGAAGUUCAUGUGGCCGCGGUCGCGCAAGCAGCACUGGAUCGUGGCGGCAUCCUUUGCACGCGUCAUCUUCGUGCCGCUGCUGCUCCUGCACUCGUACCACUACAUCCCGGGAGAGGCGUAUGGCUACGUGAUGCAAGUUAUCCUCGGCUUCUCGAACGGCUACGUGGUCUCGAUGGCGCUGGUGCUUGGCCCGCAGUCGAAGGGCAUCGACGAUGACGGCAAGCGCUUCGUUGCCGGUACUCUGAUGGGCAUCUCCAUCCUCGUCGGCGGCGUGAUUGGUACCCUUCUCAGCAUCAUGACGCAGGCCAUCCGCGAGCGGUACUAA